GGGCCAACCCAGCCCAGACCACUGACCACCGUGUCACUAAAUCCUAGAUAACUACUGACCUCUCUCACAGUAGGAAGUGGCAAAACUAUGGCGAACAGGCGAUGCCUACGAACCCUAACCCUAACCCUAACCCUAACCCUAACCCUGACUCGCCAUGACUCAUCCAUCUUCUCCUCAACCCCACCUCUCCGAUCACCACCAAUGUCGUCACCCCUCAAAACCCUAAGCCAUCACCUACACGGUCUUCUCCUCUCCUCAAAACCUUCCCACAUUCUCCGCAUCCCACAACUUCAUUGGCCCCCACAUCCUCGCCAAUUAUCCUCCCAUUCCGGAGACGACGACGACGAAGACUAGGACGAUGAUGAAGAAAUGGGCGAGAGCAGUGAUAAUGAAAAGGUUCCGGUCGAAUUGUGUGUAUUCGGCGGAGGAUAAAGAACUCGAGGCGGACGCUAUUGGGUGUAAAGUGGUGGGGCCUCUCCAUUCUUCUGAUCGAGUUUUUAAACCCUACGAGCUGGUCUUCGCUGCUGUGCAGAUUGGUGCUCACCGGUUCAAGGUGAGCAACGGGGAUUGCAUUUAUACGGAGAGGUUGAAAUUAUGUGAGGUCAGUGACAAGGUGAUUGCUUAAUGAAAAGGGUAUGAUCUCCUGGGCUUUGGUGAUAGCCAAAUUUGAGCAGAGAUUUAGCAAAUCUCUCAAACCAUGCUUGAGGAGACCGCUUCAAAUUAUACAAUGAUUUCAUAGGUGACACGCAUAGAGUUUGCAAUGGUUGAGAAGUCUGGUGAUGGCGUGAUUGGGGGGAACUUGGCCUCUUUGAUUCCUCAUUAAUUUUCUUGGAAAAUUCAAAUACACAAAGAAAGUUAAGGAAACGGAGGCAAACAGUAUGUUGUUCUUGAUCAUCUCAGGGAGAGUUCAAGGGGUUUUUGGGUAUUCACCACCGUUGCCUACAAUCAUUUGGUGGUGCUGUUACAGGUUACAUGGAAACGGUAAACCAGUCAGAACAGUUUUUUUUACUUUUCACAAGUGGAGGUGGUUGUUGGGAUAGCUCUGUUUGAGACAUGUUAUUCAAUACAUGCCUGAGUUUCUGCAUGUUGAACCAUGUGAUAUUUUCCUGAUUGGAUGUUUCCAUUUGGUGGCUCGAAUCUAUCACUGGGGAGCAUCAAGUCUGACCUGUGUGGGAACUCUCAUUUCACAGUUGUCUGUCAUUGGAACUUAAUUCUGUUGGUGAGGAUAUCUUAUUUGGCAGUUCCUUCUAGUGGAAGCUUCAGUCCAUUUGUGGGCAAAUCUCCUUUGGCAGUUGGAGUCCUUUGUUGACUCCAGUUAUCUUUUUGGGGGCAAAUCUCCUUUGCCAUUAGAUCUCUGGUUUCACUGGACAAAUUGUACUGUUGGUGAUACUGGAUUGAUCUCUGUAAACAUUUUCAUUAUCGGUAAAAAUACUUAUUAGUGAAAAAUAUUGUCAUUUUAUAAGCACCAUUCCAAGAUCCUUAUUAGAGUACGUGUCAAGAUAGCAACAGGACUGGCACACGUGUUGGAUGUUCCAAAUUGUUUGAGGAAGGAAAAUUUGAUGGUAACUCCUAUCCCUUCUUACUAUUAAUUUUCCUUUUUUGGAAUUUAUUAUCACAUUAAGUGAAACAAAACUAGCUCAAACUUGAUUUGAUGAAGCUUCUAUGUGGUUGGUAUUAGUGUUUAUUGUUUAAUUAUGUUGAUAUCUCUUAUUUAAACUGCCAUUCUAAUUUUGAGAGGCUGCUUAUAUGAAAUAUCUCUCUAUUCAUGUUCAGGUAUACAUGCUUUUCCCCUUGGGCUAUUCAUUUUUAAGUAAAGAUGUUGCUUGUGUGAUAUUUUGUGAAGGGUAGUGUAACUUUAAUCUUACAAUAAGAUUUUUUGUUUUACUUGAAAAUUCAUUCCGGUGGUAUGUGGUACGUGUGAAUGAUUCUUAUUUUGCUUUUUUGUUUUCUUGUCGUUUUUUUUUUUUUUUUUUUAACAUUUCAUCCUGAUACGAGGCAUUUUAACCCAUUACUUGAAAAGACUUUAUUAGUGUUAGGUGAUCUAAGAUUGCGAGUAAUCUUGGAGUUUAGGGUUUAAGGUCUAAGGUUUAAGUUUUAUGGUAUAAGGUUUAAGGUUAAGAUUAGGGUUAAAGGGUUUUAGGUUUUAAACUUUAAGAUUUAGGGUUUGGGAUUUAAGUUUAGGGUUUGGAAUAAAAGUGAACCAAGGGGUAUGUGUGUUAAUAAAAGUGAAUUGAGGAUAUGGGUGUUUGUAAAUGUGAACUGAGGUGUAUGAGUGUUUGUAAAAGUGAAUUGAGGAGAUUGUCUAAGAGAAAGUUGGCUAUGUGGAAAAAACAAUAUCUCUCUAAGGGAGGUCGUCUUACCCUCAUAAAGAGCACACUCUCAAAUCUCCCUAUCUACUUCAUGUCUCUUUUUGUUAUCCCAAGGAAAGUGAGACUCAGAUUGGAAAAAAUUCAAAGGGAGUUCUUGUGGGGAGAUAUGGAGGAAAGAAGGAAGAUCCACUUGGUGAGAUGGGAGGUUAUUUGUAAAGAUAAGAGGCAUGGAGGGUUGGGGUUAAGGUACUUGAAGGAUUUCAAUCAUGCUUUGCUCAGAAAAUGGCUAUGGAGAUUUCCUAUAGAAAGGGAGAGUUUUUGGAGAAGAGUCAUUGUUGGUAAAUUUGGGGAGGUACAAGGUGGGUGGACCACUAGAGAGGUGAGAGAGUCUUAUGGGACGGGCCUUUGGAAAGACAUUAGGAAGGGUUGGGAGGAAUUCUUUCUCAGAACUAGGAUUCAUAUUGGAAAUGAGAGACAAACCAGAUUUUGGUGGGACAUGUGGGUAGGAGAUUCUAAGCUAAAGGAUCUCUUCCCUUUGCUGUUUAGAAUUGCAGCUAAUAAUUCUGCAAUAGUGGCUGAUCUGUGGGGAAGACAAGAAGGUGGAGGUGGGGGUUGGGAGGUGCACUUUAGAAGACCCUUUCAAGAUUGGGAGUUAGAGGAGGUGAACCGCUUUUUGGGUUACAUUUCUGCAGUAAGGGUGCAAGAAGGGGAGGAUUUUCUGGUUUGGAAAAUUGAGAGAAAAGGAACGUUUAAGGUAAAUUCUUAUUAUAGGUCUUUGAAGGAAGACAAUAGCCCUUUAUUUCCAGAAAAGGAGGUUUGGGGUUCGUAUGCCCCUUUAAGAACUCGUUUUUUUGCUUGGGAAGCAGUUUGGGGUAAAAUUUCCACUAUAGAUAUGCUGAUGAGGAGGGGUUGGUCUAUGGCUAAUAGAUGCAACCUGUGCAAAGAAAAUGAGGAAACGGCGAACCACAUCCUAAUUCAUUGUGGUAAGACAAGGGAUCUUUGGAACUUAUUGUUUUCUUCGUUUGGGGUGGUGUGGGUGCUCCCGGAUUCCGUGAGAAAUUUGCUUGUUGAGUGGAAAAUGAAAGGCAUGGGGAAGAAAAGGAGUGUAGUGUGGAAAAUGACGCCUAUUUGUCUAUUUUGGUGUAUUUGGGGAGAGCGAAAUCGAAGAACCUUCCUAAAGGAAGAGAUGACAAAUACGAGCUUGAGGAAACUUUUUCUUCGGUCCCUGCUUGAAUGGUCUCAACAAUUUGUGGACUUGGACUUGGACUAUCUAUCUUUUCGGAAUUUGUUGGGUGAUAGGGUUGUUGUUUAGCUAAUCCUUUUUAGACUUUAUUUUUCUCUUGUUGCCUUGUUUUGAGCCUUCUUUGUAUACAGCCUGUGUACUUAGGGAGCGCCCCCUGUUUUCUGGCAUUUUUUUAAUCUAAUGGUUCUCUUUGUCUAUCAAAACAAAGUAAAAGUGAAUUGAGGGGUAUGAGUGGUUGUAAAAGUGAACUAAGUGUUUUUAAUAUGAAUUGAGAGGUAUGAGUGUUUUUAAAUGUGAAUUGAAGGGGGGUAUGGAUGUUUGUAAAAGUGAAUUGAGGAGUAUAAAUGUUUGUCAAAGUGAACCAAGGGGUAUCAGUGUUUGUAAAAAAUGAACUGAGAGAGAUGGGUAUUUGUAAAAACGAAUUUAGGGUUAUAAGUGUUUGUAAAAGUUAGUUGAGGGGGUUGGGCGUUUGUAAAAAUGAACUAAGGGGUACAAGUGUUUGUAAACAUGAACUAAGGGGUAUAGGUGUUUCUAAAAAUGAACCAAGGGGUAUGAGUGUUUGUAAAAGUGAACUGAGGGGUAUGGGUAUUUGUAAAAAUGAACAAAGGGGUAUGGGAAUUUGUAAAAAAUGAAUCAAGAUGAAUGGGUGUAUGUAAAAAUAAAUUGAGGGGUAUAGGUGUUUAUAAAAAUGAAUCAAGAGAUAUUUUUGUUUGUAAAAGUAAACUGGUAUAGGUAUUUUGCAAAAAAAGAACCAAGAGGGAUCAAUGUUUGUAAAAAUGAAUUAAGUGGUAUAAGUGUUUGUAAAAGUGAGCCAAGGGGUGUGGCUGUUUGUAGAAAUCAACUGAAGGGCAUGGAUGUUUGUAAAAGUUAACCGAGGGGGUUAGGCAUUUGUAAAAUGAAUUGAGGUGUAUAAGUGUUUGUAAAAAUGAACAAAGGGAUAUAGGUGUUAGUAAAUGUAAACCAAAGAGUAUAGUGUUUGUAAAAAUGAAUCGAUUGAGACGGGUGUUUAUAAAAAUGAACUGAGAGGUAUGAUUGUUUGUAAAAAUGAAUCGAGGGGUAUGAGUAUUUGUAAAAAUGAUCAAGGGGUAUGACUGUUUGUAAAAGUGAACUAAGGGGUAUGAGUAUUUGUAAAAGUGAACCGAGUGGUAUGGGUAUUUGUGAACAAUAAUCUAGGGGUAUGGGUGUUUGUAAAAAUUAACCAAGGGGUUUGGUUGUUUGUAAAAAUGAGCCGAAGAGGAUGAAUGUCUAUAAAAAUGAACUGUGGAGUAAAUGUAUUGAAGAAUUCCAUAGACAUGCAAAAGAGAGAGAGGGCGAGAGAGAGUGCGACGGCGAGUGCGAUGGUGAGGAGGGGGAAGAGAGCCCGGUGCCGCGGAGCAAAAGGAAGGAGUGCAGUUUCACAGUGGAAUCCAAGGCGUUUGAGAUUGUUGUGGAGGAUAGAAGAGGAAAAAUCCAAGGCCUCAUUGUGGAGAAGAAGGGAGGGGUUUCGUCAUGGGUCCGAUUGGGAUCGGAUAACAUAGGGUUUUUCUUAGAAGGGUUGAAUCUCUGUAUCAAGGAUGAGAAAGAAGCAAGAUGGGGAAGGGAAUGGAAGGAGCAGGGGAGAAUGUAUUCUAUGAUACGAGGGAUAAACAGAGCGGGGGGGUUUAUACAGCUAGGGGUCUCUGAUAUAGAGGGGAAGAGGUACUGCAUCUUCAUCCCGAGAGGUAGAAGGGAUAAAAGGGGGUGGAUGACCAUGGCGGAGAAGCUUAAUCAGAUGGUAGGGUUUCUUGGCAAAAAACCAAAUAACCAGGAAGGAAAGGCUGUGGAGAAGGCUGGUGUGGGAAGAUCGUAUGCAACAAUAGUGAAACGACCACUGUCGGGUAACCCAAAUGUCAUUGUAGUGAAGGUGAAAAAGGAGGAAUCAAUAGGAUUAUUACAGAAAUUGGAACAUUGUGUUGUGGCGAGUUGGAGAGAUAGGUCAAGGGGAGAAGAUGAUCUUGAGAAGUUGGGGCAAAUCUGGGCAAAGUCUUGGGACCUUAAAGGUAGUUUAGGGCUGGCUAAGCUGGAUAAGGAAAGAGUGCUGUUGGAAUUUGAAAAUUUGGAGGAGGCUAGACGCGUUGUUUCCUCUGGGAAUCGUGCGAUGGAAGGAAUCUAGGUAGGGAUGGAGCACUGGAGCCUUAGGAGUGGAUGUUGGGCAGAGGAAGAAGAGAGAAAGGAAGCCUAGGUGAGGAUAGUUGGGCUCCCAAUCUCGUUUUAGAGUCCAGAGAUAUUGAAGAGAGUGGGGGACGAAUGUGGCGGGUUCAUUGCAGUCGAUGAACAGACGAAGUCGAUGGGUGAACUCUAAUGGGCCAGAAUCUUGGUGAGAUUGAGAGGAGAACUUAGACCGAGCGUUCUGGAAAUCGAAGUGGAGGAGGAGAUUUACGCAAUGUCCUUAUGGUGGGAAUGUUGGCCGGUGAUGAGGAGAAAUCGCAAAAACGAAGCUGGUCGUCAUAGCAGUGAGGUUAGAGGUGAGGUGAUCUCACGUGUGGGGCAGCGAGUGACGAAGGAGUGGGUGAGCGUGAGGCUCGAGACGCUAAACCCGUCAGACGACGGGAUGGACGUGCAGGGGGUCGGGUCGGGUCGGAUUGAGGUCAGUCCAGUUCUAAGCCCAACAACUCGGACUUGGGCUUUAACUAGCAAAAUACAUUCUUUAAGUCCAAUCGCGGGCCCAAAGAUGAGCGGGUCCAUGGACUUGAAGAUGAAAGGUGUGGCUGCAAGCGAUUUUGGCCCAGAUGCAGGCCCGUCGUUUAGGAUGGAAGAUGUGGGCUGCUAUGCUAAAGGCCCAGCUUCGCCAAUAGCCCGAUCGUCAAACGAAGGCCUAAAUUGUUCAAAGGGCUGCUCCCAACAGCCCGAUCCAGGUGGAAAACUAAGGGAGGGCCCAAAAUCAUCAGCAGCCCAAGAGGAGACGGGCUUUCUGUUGAAGUGUCUCGCCUCCAGUUAUACUCCUGAAUCAGAGCCUUUUGUUGCGAGGGAGUCUGAGGAUACAAGGAAGCUUCAAGGUGAGGUCAGGCUGACAGAGACGGAUAGGGCGCUUGAAGAGGAAUCAAUGAGGUAUGGAAUGGGGUCUGGUUCUUGGGGGAAAAGGGCUUUAGGGGAUUCUCAUCUCAAUUCUUUUCUUUUUGAUCGAACUCCAGGGGGGGAGUUUUACGAUCAUUCUGGGGAUUUGAAUGAGGAAGUUCGGGCUGAUAAUUCAAUGUGGCUAACAGUGUAUGAGGCUUGUAAUGAAAGGAUUAAUGGUUGUAAGGAAUUAGGAGUAACCAAAAGUAAUAGUGACAAAAGUAGGGGGAUGGAAGGGGUCGGUGACACAUAUGAUGCUCAAGUUGAGAGAAGUGAGCCGGAGGGCAAAUGGGAAGAGAGUGGCUUGGCAAGGUUCAUCCAGUUCCUAGGCUUCCCCACGGAGGGGAUGGAGAAGGAAAUAUUGAAUUUUUUGACCAAAAUCAGAAAAAGACUGGAGAAAAUUCAUAGCAAAGAGCUAUUGGAAAAGUCUAAAUUUGAAAGGGAGCUAAGAAGAUUGUAAUGUUCCAUAAAUUAUGAGGGGGGGAUGAAACAGAAAGGUUCAGUACAGGGCAAAGGGCGCCAAAUUAUGAUUAUCCAAUGAAGGUGAAAAUUCUGAGCUGGAACGUGAGGGGAGCAAAUGAUAGCUCCAAAAGAAAAGUGAUUAAGACGUUCAUAAGAAAUCAGAGGGUGGACUUAAUUUGUAUUCAAGAGACAAAAAUACAAAUUAUGACAGAAAGCAUUGCGAGAAGUUUAGGCUCUGGGAGAUUCCUAGAUUGGAAAUUUGUGAAUGCGGAGGGGGCUUCGGGAGGAAUUUUUAUAUGUUGGGAUAGAAGGUCUUUGGACAUUAUAGAUUAGGAGGAGGGACAGUUUACAUUAUCUUGCAGAUUCCGGAACGUAGAAAAUGGGGUUGUCUGGGUUUUUACGGGAGUGUAUGACCCUUUCUCUAAAGUGGAAAGGGAUGCUUUAUGGGAAGAGUUUGGGGCGAUUAGAGGGCUGUGGGAAGACCCCUGGUGUUUAGGGGGGGAUUUUAAUAUCACUUUGUUUCCGAGGGAAAGGAGUAGCCAGAGGAUAAUUAGCUCAACGAUGAGGAAAUUUGCUGAAAUUGUGAAUGAUCUUGGGCUGGUGGAUCUUCCUCUUCAGGGGGGAGAAUGUUCUUGGAAUGAGGGCCAAAAUAAUCAGACUUGGGCACGUUUGGACAGGUUCCUUGUGUCUCCUAGCUGGAUAGACCAAUUCAGUGGGAUUAAUCAAUGUAGACUGCCCCGUCCGAUAUCCGAUCAUUUUCCAAUUAUGUUAGUGGAGGGUGGGAUAAGACGAGGCCCAACUCCAUUCAGAUUUGAAAAUAUGUGGCUUAAGGCUGAGGGCUUCAAAGAGCUUGUGUGCAGCUGGUGGCAAGGAAUUGAUGUUAGGGGCAGUGCUAGUUACAAGUUGGCUACUAAGAUGAAGGAAAUCAAACAGAAGCUGAAAGUCUGGAAUAGAGAAGUCUUUGGUAAGCUGGAGUGCAACAAAUCUGUAGCCUUGCAGUAGGUGGAAUUCUGGGAUAGGGAGGAAAAUGAGAGAGUUCUGACUGUGGAGGAAACAGAGCUGAAGAAAGAGGCAAAGAAAAUUACAGAAAAUGGGUGAUUAUGGAGGAAACUCACUGGAGACAACUCUCAAGGGAAAUAUGGUUAAAGGAGGUGGAUAGAAACACGGGGUUCUUUCAUCGCAUGGCAAGUGCUCACCGUAGAAAUAAUUCUUUGGAGAGAAUUAAGAUCAAUGGGGAAUGGUUUCUAGAGGAGCAGGAAAUUAGGGAAGGAAUUGCUAAUGCAUUUAAAAAUUUUCUCUCAGAAGGUACGGGGUGGAAGGCAGAUAUUGGGAGACUCCAGCUUGAUCAGAUCAGCCAACAAGAGGCUGAGAAUUUGGAGAGGCCCUUUACAGAGGAUGAAAUCCAUGCGGCUCUGAUGGAGAUGAAUGAGGAUAAAGCCCCUGGCCCGGAUGGCUUUACUCUGCCUUUUUGGCAAAGUUGUUGGGAGUUUAUUAAAGAGGAGAUUCUAGAAAUGUUCAAGGAAUUCUACGAACAUAGCUCUUUCCUCAAGAGCCUUAACAAUACUUUCUUGGUAUUGAUCCCCAAGAAAAGUGAGGCUGAGGACCUUGGAGACUUUAGACCCAUUAGUCUCCUGGGGGGGCUUUACAAGUUAUUGACUAAAGUGCUAGCUAACAGAUUGAAGAUAGUAGUUGGAAAGGUGGUCUCUACUUCUCAGAAUGCCUUUGUGAAGGGAAGACAAAUCCUUUACGCUUCCUUAAUUGCAAAUGAAGUGAUAGACUCGUGGCAGAAACGAAAAGAAAAGGGCCUUAUAUGCAAACUGGAUAUAGAAAAAUCUUAUGACAGUAUCAAUUGGAAGUUUUUGUUGAAGGUGUUGUAAAAAAUGGGUUUUGGGCCUAAGUGGGUGGGGUGAAUGUGGAGCUACCUAUCCUCAGCUAAAUUUUCAGUGUUGGUUAACGGUGUGCCUGCAGGUUUCUUUCCUAGCUCUAAAGGUCUUAGACAAGGAGAUCCCCUGUCUCCUUAUCUCUUUGUUAUGGGAAUGGAAGUGCUAGAUGUUCUUAUUAGGAGAGCUGUGGAGGGGGGUUUCUUAUCAGGGUGUAACAUAAGGGGUGGUAGUGAACCUCCUUUGAAUAUCUCUCACUUGUUUUUUGCUGACGAUACAAUUAUAUUCUGUGAGGCCAGAAAGGAUCAUCUAACUCAUUUAAGUUAGAUUUUAUUCUGGUUUGAAGCGGCGUCAGGCCUAAGGAUUAAUUUAGCCAAGAGUGAAAUCAUUCCAGUUGGAGAGGUGGUGGAGAUGGAGGAGUUGGCUGUUGAGCUAGGCUGCAGGGUGGGGUCCUUACCUUCUCAGUACUUGGGUCUUCCUUUAGGGGCUCCCAAUAGAGCGCCUUAUAUGUGGGAUGGGGUGGAAGAGAGAGUCAGGAGGAGAAUAGCUCUUUGGAAACGGCAAUAUAUUUCUAAAGGGGGAAGAGUCACCUUAAUAAAAAGUACUUUGGCUAGCAUGCCAAUCUACCAAAUGUCUAUCUUCAAAAUGCCCAAGAUUGUUGCUAGAAGGCUUGAGAAAGUGCAAAGGGACUUUUUGUGGGGAGGGGGAAAUAUGGAGGGAAAAACUCAUUUGGUAAAUUGGGAGGUGGUAUGUACAGACAAGGAUAAAGGUGGGCUAAGCCUUAGGAAGCUAGCUAUGUUGAACAAAGCUUUACUUGGCAAGUGGAUAUGGAGGUAUGCUUGUGACGAAGAUAAUCUUUGGAAACAAGUGAUCAAGGUGAAGUAUGGGCAGGAGGACUUUGGUUGGAGGCCAAAAAAGGCUAAUGGGGCGGUGGGAGUAGGGGUUUGGAAAGAGAUUUGGAAAUAAUCAGAUUAGUGUUGGGAUAACAUGACUUUCAGAGUAGGGAAGGGCAACACGAUCAGAUUUUGGACAGAUGUGUGGUGUUCAGAGUUAGCGCUGUCCUAAUGUUUUCCUCAUCUCUUUGGUAUGGCGGUUCAAAGGAACUCAACAGUUGAGGAAAUGUAGGAUCAAAAUUCGGGUCAAGGAAAUUGGAAUCUAAAUUUUUUGAGGGAUUUCAAUGAUUGGGAGUUGGAGUUGGUUGGGGAUUUUCUCCAUAUAUUGAGGGGUCACAAACCCUCUUUGGAGGAAGAUUCAGUCCUGUGGAGGAAAGGAAGAAGAGGUCAGUUCAAGGUCAAGGAAGUGUAUAGUUUGUUGGCGAGGUCUGAUGAUACAGGCUUUCCAUCAAGGAGCAUUUGGGUGGCAAGGGUGCCAACUAAAGUUGCUUUUUUCACGUGGGAGGCGACAUGGGGGAAGGUGCUCACUUUGGAUAGACUCCAAAGAAGAGGGCUACAACUUCCAAAUCGUUGCUUCCUGUGUGGUUGUGAGGAAGAAAGUGUAAAUCAUAUCCUUAUACAUUGUACAGUGGUUAGAGCUCUAUGAGAUAUUGUUUUUGGUUUAGUUGAUGUGAAAUGGGUUUUUCUAGAAACUGUAAAGGAGGUUUUAGCUAGCAGGAGGGGCUCGUUUGUGGGAAAGAAAAGGAAAAAGAUUUGGGACGCCAUUCCGUUGUGUAUUUUUUGGACGGUGUGGAAGGAAAGGAAUAGAUUAGCUUUUAGGGGAGGUGUGUUGAACGUGCAGAAGUUAAAGAAUUUUUUUGUAUGUAAUUUGUGGAGUUGGGCCAAAUUGAAUGUAAGUGAGGAGGCGUUCUCCCUUAUAGGCUUCCUAGAGUGGAUAGCUUCCAUUUAAAGGGAGGUGAUUAUUUUUUUGUUGUUGUUUUUUGAGGCCUUAGCUGCCUUGUAUACUCCCUGUAUACCUUGUGGCGUUGUGCCUUUUGAAUGAAUAUCCCUUACUUAUCAAAAAAAAAAAAAAUGAACUGUGGAGUAUGGGCGUUUGUAAAAGUGAAUGGAGAGGUUUAGGUGUUUGUAAAUAUGCACCGAGGGGUAUGGAUGUUUGUAGAAUUGAACCAAUUGGUAUGAGUGUUUGUAAAAGUUAAUUGAUGGUAAGGGUGUUUGUAAAAGUGAAUCGAGGGGUAUGGGUUUUUAUAAUAGUGAAUCGAGAGGUAUGGAUAUUUGGAAAAACGAAUCGAGCAAUAUAGGUGUUGUAAACUUUAAUCGAGUGGUGUGAGUAUUUUUUUAUUUUUUUGAUAGGUAAAGAGAAAUAUAUUAAACAGAAAGAGGAGACACCAAACUAGUGCCCUCUAGGUAUACAGGGAGUAUACAAAAGCAGCCCACAGACUCAAAACCAAGGAAGGGGAAAGAAACAACAACCCCUACCCUUACUUAAAGCCUAGCCACUCAAAAAAGCUAACAAGAGAAUAAGGGCUCAAAACUAUAAACACCCUAACCCAAAACCAAAUAUUACAUACAAAAGAAUGUUUCAGCCUUUGGAGUGAAAACACAUUAUUCCCAAAAGCCAACAAAUUUCUUUCCUUCCAUAUUGACCAAAAUAUACAUAAGGGGGUCAUUUGUCACGCCUUUUUACGGGUUUUCCCCACAAACGCUCCAUGUCAUCCAAGGAGAGUUUCCUUAACUGAACCAAAGAGAACCCAAGCCACAC
Molecule: messenger RNA, 11618 nt
Organism: Vitis vinifera (wine grape)
Lineage: Eukaryota; Viridiplantae; Streptophyta; Magnoliopsida; Vitales; Vitaceae
Product: large ribosomal subunit protein bL21m
Exons: 4
Coding region: 2239-3621 (460 amino acids)
Molecular function (GO): structural constituent of ribosome
Source: RefSeq, a predicted model, not a curated record